GCCAAUGGCUCCCAGCUGCAGGAAUAGCCCAGUGAACUGAAUCUCUCCAAAGGGGAGAAUUUGAAGCCUGCAUCUUUGCUAACCCACAGAUUGCAUUAUCCUUUUGCAAGGAAACCAACUACUGUACUUCCAACUACUUUUGGAACCUUUUAACUUUUUUGUUUUACUGCCAAUGAAUGGAGGCUUGUUUGAUUGCUUUUCAAGAGCUCAAGUUGAGGGCAAGGAACCAGUGUAGGGUGUUGGACUAGAUGACCCUCGAGGUCCCUUCCAACUCUACAAUUCUAUGAUCUUGUCAAUUCCCUGUUCUCCAGCCUUCACAUCAAGAGGCAAGGUCCUAAGCCAUGGCGGUAUGGAUUCAAGCGCAGCAACUCCAGGGGGAUGCCUUGCGGCAGAUGCAGGCGCUGUAUGGGCAGCACUUUCCCAUCGAGGUCCGCCAUUACCUCUCGCAGUGGAUUGAGAGCCAGCCAUGGGAUUCUAUCGAUCCGGAAAACCCCCAGGAGGGUGCCAAGGCCACACAGUUGUUGGAGGGACUGAUCCAGGAGCUGCAGAAGAAAGCGGACCACCAGGUGGGCGAGGACGGCUUCCUUCUGAAGAUCAAACUGGGCCACUAUGCCACCCAGUUGCAGAAUACGUACGAACGCUGCCCUAUGGAACUGGUGCGCUGCAUCAGACACAUCCUUUACCAUGAGCAGCGUCUGGUGCGAGAGGCCACAGAUAGUCCCUCGCCAGCUAGCAAUCUGGCCGAUGCCCUGUCUCAGAAGCACCUGCAAAUCAACCAGACCUUUGAGGAGCUUCGCCUUGUUACUCAGGACACUGAGAACCAGCUGAAGAGGCUUCAGCAGACGCAGGAGUACUUCAUCAUCCAGUACCAAGAAAGCCAUCGCGUACAAGCCCAGUUUGCUCAACUUGCCCAGCUAAACCCCCAGGAGCGCAUGGCCCGUGAGUCUACUUUGCAGCAGAGGAAGGUAUCGCUGGAAGCUUGGCUGACCCGUGAGGCACAGACACUGCAGCAGUAUCGUGUGGAGCUGGCUGAAAAGCACCAGCAGACACUUUCACUGCUCCGCAAGCAGCAAACCAUUAUCCUGGAUGAUGAGCUGAUUCAGUGGAAGAGGCGGCAACAGUUAGCAGGGAAUGGCGGGCCCCCUGAGGGCCCUUUGGAUGGCUUGCAGGCUUGGUGUGAGAAGCUAGCUGAGAUAAUCUGCCAGAACCGCCAACAAGUGCGCCGUGUUGAACAUCUGUGUCAGCAGCUGCCCAUUCCAGGGCCCAAUGAAGAGAUGUUGGCUGACAUCAACACCACCGUCACAGACAUAAUUUCUGCCCUGGUGACUAGUACUUUUAUUAUUGAAAAGCAGCCUCCCCAGGUGCUGAAGACCCAGACCAAGUUUGCAGCCACAGUGAGGCUGCUGGUUGGUGGAAAGUUAAAUGUCCACAUGAACCCUCCACAGGUGAAGGCCACCAUCAUCAGCGAGCAGCAGGCCAAAGCCCUCCUGAAGAAUGAGAGCACCCGCAAUGAGAGCAGCGGCGAUAUCUUGAACAACUGCUGUGUGAUGGAAUAUCACCAGGCGACUGGUACUCUGAGCGCUCAUUUCCGCAACAUGUCCUUGAAGCGGAUCAAGCGCUCCGACCGACGCGGCGCCGAGUCAGUGACCGAGGAGAAGUUCACCAUCCUCUUUGAAUCCCAGUUCAGUGUUGGCGGCAACGAGUUGGUCUUCCAGGUGAAGACUCUGUCCCUGCCUGUGGUGGUGAUUGUGCACGGCAGCCAGGACAACAACGCCACAGCCACAGUGCUGUGGGACAACGCUUUUGCAGAGCCGGGCCGUGUGCCCUUCGCCGUGCCCGACAAGGUGAUGUGGUCGCAGCUGUGCGAGGCCCUCAACAUGAAGUUCAAAUCGGAGGUCCAGAGCAGCCGAGGUCUCACCAAGGAAAACCUGCUCUUCUUGGCCCAGAAACUGUUCAAUAGCAACAUGAACCUCUUAGAAGACUACAACGGCAUGGCUGUUUCUUGGGCCCAGUUCAACAGGGAGAACCUCCCAGGACGAAAUUAUACAUUCUGGCAGUGGUUUGAUGGGGUGAUGGAAGUCCUGAAGAAACACUUGAAACCUCACUGGAAUGAUGGGGCUAUUCUAGGUUUUGUCAACAAGCAGCAAGCCCACAACCUGCUAAUCAACAAGCCAGAUGGAACUUUCCUUUUGAGGUUUAGUGACUCUGAGAUUGGAGGUAUCACAAUCGCCUGGAGGUUUGACAACACUGAUAGGAUGUUCUGGAACCUGAUGCCCUUCACCACUCGUGACUUCUCCAUCCGCACCCUGGCAGACCGUCUCGGGGACCUCCCAUACCUCCUCUAUGUGUAUCCUGACCGUCCCAAGGAAGAGGUCUUCUCCAAAUACUACAUGCCAGUCCUUUCAAAGACAGGGGAUGGGUAUGUGAAGCCACUGAUCAAGCAAGUUGUGCCAGAGUUUGCCACUACAUCUGGAGACUCUACGGCUGGAGGGCCUACCUACAUGGAUCAAGCUUCAUCCCCAGCUGUCUGCCAUCAGUCCCUGUACAACACUUAUCCAACAAACCCCGACUCCGUGCUGGACCCAGAAGCGGACUAUGACCUGGAUGACUCGAUGGACGUGGCGCGUCACGUGGAAGAGCUGCUGAGGCGCCCCAUGGAGAGCCAGUGGAUCUCACAUGCCCAGUCAUGACCAUGCCGCCUCCCCUGGAGAGACCGUGUAGAGACUGUGAAAAAUGGGGGGGGGGCACUGCUGUUAGGGAGUACAGCUGCUGUGUGUGUGUUUGGAGGGGGUUGCAUUUCUUCACCCCGUAGUGAGGGCAAGCCCGCCCUGCCCUGACUGGGGUGUGGGGCUGUGCCUGAGAGGCAGUGGGUCUUGUCUCUCCCCUUUCGCACGUGCAAAAGGCAGUGGAGUGUAUCGCUUGGCUUUCCCAUCUGCUCGGCUUUUCUCGGGCCUUCUGCUUUGGCGCACUGCCUCCUGCCAAGCUGCCAUAUGAUUUGCGUUGGGGAUCAUUCCCUCCCCUUCUCCCAGGAUUCCACACACUGCCACGUCCUUUGCCCAGGAGCCUUUGGGGUGGGGGUGGGGGGUUGCUGAGCUGUGGAGGAGAGUAGGCCUUAUUUGAAGUAUUUGUCUUUCGUAAUCUUUUUAUGUGUCUGACAUUUCUUUUCUUGUCUGCACCCAGGAUAAACGGGUGUGUGCGUGCGUCUGCCUGCCUCUGACCUGUGUUCCCGGGUGCACACGCAUGUGGGUAGCAGCAUUCUGUGCAAGAGACCCUGACUCAGUGGGAGCGCUGCUUCUAUUCGGACCCCUCUGUAGUAGCCCACUCUUACCAGGUCCCCCUGGGUUGACAGAACCCUCUGGAGUCACUAUCUGUCGCCUCACCCCAACGCCUUUCUUUUUGCCUUGUCUCAAGAUAGUCGCUUACCUCUUGGCUCCUGCACCAUCUAGUACUUUUUGGCUUUUGAUGUGCCCGACAUUUUGCUCCCAGGUAUCAAAAGUUCAGCAGAUUGCUGAGGGGUGGUGAUGGUGGUGGUGUUUUUAAAUAAGUUGCAAGCGAAAGUGCAGGAAUUAGAAUCAGAAACAGUGUUCCCCCUGUUAGGAUUAGGGGUGGCAUGAGAAGAAGGCCCCUGGAUUUCAUUGCUGGGUUCCGAGGGAAAAAAGGGAUGCCUUGAGUGGAAAUUUCUAGAUGUAUGGACAAAGCCUGCCCAAUCUGUUCCUUUUUUCUUCUGAUCCCCCAGCUUCCUGCCCUUUCAUUUGGCUGAACAAUUGGGAAGAACAACUCCCUCCAAACGUUAUUUUUUUACUCACCGAUAAAGCUCAGACUAACUUCGACACCGAAGUUGUAGCUUUCUCACAUAUGCAUCUGUGGAACAGGUAAUUUGUUAGGAGGGAAGGAUUCAGUCUCCGAUAUAACAACUAUCAUAUUUUUCCUGGCAUCGACAAAACAAGUGUGCAGUGAGAGGUUGUCCUGUUCACUUUUGGGGUGACCCCUGGGGAGGGUGACACAGUUCUUGGAUGGUGCUCAAAUGACAGCUCUUGGAUGGUGCUCAAAUGGUUAGAAUACAUCUCCCAUCAACAGCAGGCAAAUGGAAAAGCCAAAUCUUAUUCGAGCUCCCAGGGAUACAGCCUAAGUUUAUUGUGAGGACUCUGCUAAAGAAUUUUAAAGACUGCUUAUAUUAAAAGCUGAAAAGUACAGGGGUGUGUGUGUGUGUGUUUCCACCAUUUUCAGGUGGCAGGGUCAGCUAGCGUUAAGAGCUGCCUUACACCAGCUCAGCCUAUUUGUUAAUCUAGCACAGCAUCGGCAGCUCUGAUUGGCAGCAGCUCUCAGAGUCUCCAGCAGAGGUCUCUCCCAUUAAAUGCCAGGGAUUGAAUCUGGAACUUGGUAUAGGUUGUGCACGUGCUCUGCCACCAAGUUAUGGUGGCACAUACAUAUCAAUUAAGCCAAAUAUUAUGCCAAAUCAUAAAAAAAUUUAGGCUUCCCAUGCUUCAAUGUCUGGGGAUUCUAGAUAACUGUUCGCACUGCCAUCCUAAUCCUGAUAUCAAAAUCUUGCUGUAAUCCACAAUAGUCCCGAUAUUUUCCAACAGUCCCUCUAGAUGUUUUCUUCUCUCUUUGUCUUUUGUCGCAGCUUCUGAGAUAGGCAUCAAACAAGAUUUAACACAUAUCCAUUUUUCCUGUGUGGGUUUUUUAUCCAGUCCAACCUCCCCAUAAAUCUCUCUUGAUCUGGAGUGCCUUUCUUGCCGCGUCAACAGUCUGACACAAGCCAGCGCCAUCUUGAACGCCUCAGAUUGUAUUCCAUCUUCUAAACUGUCCACCGAUCGCAAGAGUACAGCUUUUUGGCGAGGAACAGCCCGUUCACAUUAUGCACAAUCUCUUAUAGCUGAUUAUGGCUUUCCUCGCCUUUUAGCUACCCUCUGCGUUCCGAGACUCCAAUUAGGCUGCUAUUAUCUUUCAAAUUCCAAAUAUGCCACAGCUCGUAAAUCCAACUCACCGGCGGCUUCCAGGCCACUCCAAUAAGCAUACUGACUGGGGAGGCUUUUUACUCUUAACAGUUUAACAAAGCAACUUCUAAAAUCAUACCAGAUGACAAUCCUCUAUUUAUAUGAAUUCCGAUGCCACACAGUUCGUUUCCAUUUCUCAUUUGUCCCAAAUAAUCAGACAGUCCAUCCGGGAAGGUGGUAAGUACAUCUUAAAGUAUAAAAAUAAAAAGUUCACUUCCCUUUUCGUUCCGUCCCAAUCAUUCAUUCUUCUUGACGAAAUACUCCCUCGAUUCUCUUCUUGCUCAGACGCUGAUAAAGUCCUGGCAGUAUCUUCUCCCCCUUCUUUUGAAGCAUGUCCAUGAAUUUAAAUCCAAUUAUUCUCUUUAAUCAUGGAGAUCGCGCUCGUAUAGGGUGGCCUCCAGGAGUUCCGGCCCCCAUGGGUGCUCGGCCCAGCCCCCCCUCAAAGAGUCGGGGUGGGUUAGGGGGCAUCCGCGGGCCAGCGCCCCCCCGUCCAAACCCAGGGGGGUGGGGAGACUGCUUUACUCCCCAAGCAGCCACCAAAUUCCCCAUGAAGGUCGGAGAGGUGGAACAAGGGUCAGCCAUUUCCCCCCCCACGAGCGGACCGGAAGCCUUAUCCAUUAGGAAGUUCUGUGGCUGCCUCAUCAAAAUGAGCAGGAGUUGCAGCAUUACCCAUUCAUUGCAAGGAUACUUGUGCAGGAGAACUUGCCCAAUGGAUGGUUCUCCCUAUUGGUCAGUGUGGGAGAUGGGGUGCCAUGUAAAUUUUCUACACUGAGACACAAACAUGUCCUGGGCCUGACACAUUUCCUGGAGCUGUCAGUGACAUAGGGAAGAGCUGUCACUUAGCAGAAGAGCAGAUUCUGUGCACCCAGAAGGCUGCAGGCCCAAUUUCCUUGCGUCUUAAGGUGAAGACAACCCCACACACCCACUUGAAACCCUGACAAGCCACUGCCAAUCCCUGUAGAUGUUAAUGAGCUAGAUGAACCCAAUGGUCUAUGAUUCAGAAUAUAUAAGCUUUCUGUGUUCCUAAAUUGUAUGUGACACAAAGCAAGGUAUCACAUUUAAGUAAGGUGACAGUGCUUAUGUGAAAUGAGUACAUACGCUUUAAAAUCCUUGUAAUGGGCUGAAGGCUGGCAAAAAAAAUUACAGGAGCUUUGUAUGUCAAUCCAGCUUCAGGUUGGAACGUAAACAAUGGUCAACAGUCUAGCACAGAACAGGUUGUCAUAACUUCCUGUUCCUCUUUCCCUUUGCACAGGGCACUGUGAUCCGCUAGGCAGUUGUCCUGUGGGGCUUGUACAGGAGAGCACAGUGUUUCCAUUCAUUUCCGUGGAAACUGCACACAAAUUCCUGGUGGAUUGUGCCUGUCUCAUUUUCUCUAGUGAGGCCAAGCCUGUCCAAGCAACAGCUGCAAAUGUUGCUAAUAUUUUCGGGGUGGGGUGGGGGAAAGCACCCUAAAUAACAGAACUAUUGCACUAUUUUAAAUAGUUAUUUUGCCAAAACUAUGAAGAGUUUUGAUGGAAAAUAUAUUAAAAAAAUAUUUUUUCUGCUAAUAUAUCACUCUCUAAAAAGUGAAGUCAUAGGAGCAACUGAUUUUUUAUUAUUAUUAAAUUUGGGGGAAAUGGGAGAACUCAAGGGAUAUAGAUUUAAAUGCCUUUUAGGUUUUAUUUGGAACAAAAGACACUUUUUAUGUGGAAAAUACAUAUUUUGAUGAAAUAUUAAUGUUUUGAAAAUGUUCUCUAGCCCUGUGCUACUAAUAAAGUGUUGUCUGCAAUUUUGCAGGGGAA
Molecule: messenger RNA, 6778 nt
Organism: Zootoca vivipara (common lizard)
Lineage: Eukaryota; Metazoa; Chordata; Lepidosauria; Squamata; Lacertidae
Product: signal transducer and activator of transcription 5B
Biological process (GO): regulation of DNA-templated transcription; signal transduction
Molecular function (GO): DNA binding; DNA-binding transcription factor activity
Source: RefSeq, a predicted model, not a curated record